AAAUUUUAAAAAAAUAUAUAUAUAAUCUUUUCAGAUUUUAAUAUAAAAAUAAAAUUAAAAAAUUCAGGGGGUUUUCGUAGGCUUACUUUCCGUGACUGCUUGGGUUUAUCUCCGAUCAUGUGGUGUCUCCGUCGAGCAGCUCACCGUUUCAAGAAGCAAGGUUACUGCCUUGAGGCUUCAAGGAUUUUUGUUUCAAAAUCGGACCGUACAAGUAAUGUGAGAGGCGACGGAGGAUGUAUAUGUUGUCCUGCACAAUUAAUUUCUCCUAAACUCCUUUCGGUAAAGUUGUUUCACCUCACUCCAGCUCUUGAUAGAAUCUUUGUGGGUAGUCGUAGUCUUUGUUCACUUGCGGAUGAAUGUAGCGGUGGGAAAACCCAUGUGGAAGAUAAAUUUCUGGAACCUGAAACAACUGCAACAGUCGAUGUAAUUGUGGGCAGUAAUGCCGAGGAAGAAGGUGGGGAAGUUUUAGCUUCAGAAACAGUGUUUUUGGAUGAUGAUUUUUCAGAUACUGAAAAAGGUGAGGGUGGUGAGGACUCUCACAAGAAAAAGGCUUAUUUGGAGUUAUACAAGGCUAUAAUGGACAGUCCAAGCCAAUCUGUUGCCAGUAUUCUUGAUAAGUGGGUUGAGGAAGGGAAUGAUUUGGAACAACUCAGGAUUUCUGGGAUUAUAAUUAGGCUUCGGAGGCGUCGGAUGUAUAGCAAGGCAUUACAGUUCUUAGAGUGGUUGGAGACUACUAAGCAAGUUGCUCUUACUGAACAAGAUUAUGCUGCUCGCCUUGAUUUGAUUGUUAAAGUUCAAGGUAUCCAAAAGGCAGAGAAGUACAUUGAGAGAAUCCCAACGUCGUUUAAAGGGGAAUUAGUAUACCGAACCCUCCUAGCCGGCUGUGUCCAUUUUGUUAACAUGAAAAAAGCAGAAACAGUGUUUGAGAAAAUCAGGGAGCUGGAGUUGCCAAUCAUGGUUUUUGCUUUCAAUCAAAUGAUACUUCUCUACAAAAGGCUUGACAAGAGAAAGGUAGCUGAUGUAUUGUCUUUAAUGGAGAAAGAAAAUGUCAAGCCGUCGCUUCUUACAUACAAGCUCUUAGUAGACAUCAAAGGUGAGUCCAAUGACAUUGUAGGAAUGGAGCAAUUGUUCGAGACUAUGAAGACUGAAGGAGUAUCACCCGACGUCCAUGUUUUAACUGUCUUGGCUAAACAUUAUAUAUCUGGGGGGUUGAAACAUAAAGCCGAAAAUGUCUUAAAGGAAAUUGAAGAGGAAAAGCGGAAGGGAAGUUUUGGGGCACACAGAGCGCUGCUGGGACUCUAUGCUUCUCUUGACAAUCCUAACGAGGUGGCUAGAAUUUGGAAGGAAUGCAAAUUGUAUCCCAGGAUGAGUGAGUGCAUUGCAGCUAUAGAAGCUUGGGGCAAGCUGGGAAAAGUUGAGGAGGUAGAAGCAGUCUUUGAAAUAAUGCUUCAGAAGUGGAAGGGACUCUCUUCAAGGAAGUACUGUGCACUUUUGAAAGUUUAUGUUGACCAAAAGCUUGUGACAAAGGGGAAGGAAUUUGUGAAGCGGAUGGAAGAUAGUGGGUGCUGGGUUGGCCCUUUGGCUUGGGACGCAUUGGUGAGACUCUCUUUGCUAGAUGGGGAACUGGAGAAAGCUGACUCCAUUUUGCACAAGGCAGCUCAGCAGAACCGGCAAAGGGCAUCAUUCAGCACUUACAUAGUUGUCAUGGAACAGUACGCAAAGCGGGGUGAUAUACAUAAUGCUGAGAAAUUGUUCCACAGAAUGAAGCAGGGUGGAUAUACCGGCCGCCUCAAGCCAUUUGAUAUUCUGAUUCAGGCAUAUAUCAAUGCCAAAGUUCCUACAUACGGGUUUCUAGAGAGGAUGAAAGCAGAGAACAUAUUUCCAAACAAAGCAUUUACCUUACAGUUGGCACAAGCCGAUCCGUUCUUCCGGAAGAACAGGGCAUUGGAUUUGCUUGAUCUAUACCCUUUCCGUGACUGGUUGGGUUUAUCUCCGUCUUUGAUCAUGUGGUGUCUCCGUCGAGCAGCUCACCCUUUCAAGAAGCAAGGUUACUGCCUUGAGGCUUCAAGGAUUUUUGGUUCAAAAUCGGACGCUACAAGUAAUGUGAGAGGCGACGGAGGUAGUAUAUGUUGUCCUGCACAAUUAAUUUCUCCUAAACUACUCCUUUCGGAAAAGUUGUUUUACCUCACUCCAGCACUUGAUAGAAUCUUUGUGGGUAAUCGUAGUCUUUGUUCACUUGCGGAUGAAUGUAGUGGUGGGAAAACCCAUGUGGAAGAUAAAUUUCUGGAACCUGAAACAAUUGCAACAGUCGAUGCAAUUGUGGGCAGUAAUGCCGAGGAAGAAGGUGGGGAAGUUUUAGCUUCAGAAACAGUAUUUUUAGAUGAUGAUUUUUCAGAUACUGAAAAAGGUGAGGGUGGUGAGGACUCUCACAAGAAAAAGGCUUAUUUAGAGUUGUACAAGGCUAUAAUGGAUAGUCCAAGCCAAUCUGUUGCCAGUAUUCUUGAUAAGUGGGUUGAGGAAGGGAAUGAUUUGGAACAACUCAGGAUUUCUGGGAUUAUCAUUAGCCUUCGGAGGCGUCGGAUGUAUAGCAAGGCAUUACAGUUCUCAGAGUGGUUGGAGACUACUAAGCAAGUUGCUCUUACUGAACGAGAUUAUGCUGCUCGCCUUGAUUUGAUUGUUAAAGUUAAAGGUAUCCAAAAGGCAGAGAAGUACGUUGAGAGAAUCCCAACGUCAUUUAAAGGGGAAUUAGUAUACCGAACCCUCCUAGCUGGCUGUGUCCAUUUUGUUAACAUGAACAAAGCAGAAACAGUGUUUGAGAAAAUCAGGGAGCUGGAGUUGCCAGUCACGGUUUUUGCUUUCAAUCAAAUGAUAAUUCUCUACAAGAGGCUUGACAAGAGAAAGGUAGCUGAUGUAUUGUCUUUAAUGGAGAAAGAAAAUGUCAAGCCAUCGCUUCUUACAUACAAGCUCUUAAUAGACAUCAAAGGUGAGUCCAAUGACAUUGAAGGAAUGGAGCAAUUGUUUGAGACUAUGAAGGCUGAAGGAGUAUCACCUGACGUCCAUGUUUUAACUGUCUUGGCUAAACAUUAUAUAUCUGGGGGGUUGAAACAUAAAGCUGAAAAUGUCUUAAAGGAAAUUGGAGAGGAAAAGCUGAAGGGUAGUUUUGGGGCACACAGAGCGCUGCUGGGACUCUAUGCUUCUCUUGACAAACCUGACGAGGUGGCUAGAAUUUGGAAGGAAUGCGAUUUGGAUCCCAGGAUGAGUGAGUGCAUUGCAGCUAUAGAAGCUUGGGGCAAGCUGGGAAAAGUUGAGGAGGCAGAAGCAGUCUUUGAAAUAAUGCUUCAGAAGUGGAAGAGACUCUCUUCAAGGCAGUACUGUUCACUUUUGAAAGUUUAUGUUGACCAAAAGCUUGUGACAAAGGGGAAGGAAUUUGUGAAGCGGAUGGAAGAUAGCGGGUGCUGGGUUGGCCCUUUGGCUUGGGACGCAUUGGUGAGACUCUCUUUGAUAGCUGGGGAACUGGAGAAAGCUGACUCCAUUUUGCACAAGGCAGCUCAGCAGAACCGGGAAAGGGCAUCAUUUAGCACUUACAUAGUUGUCAUGGAACAGUACGCAAAGCGGGGUGAUGUACAUAAUGCUGAGAAAUUGUUCCACAGAAUGAGGCAGUGUGGGUAUACCGGCCGCCUCAAGCCAUUUGAUAUUCUGAUUCAGGCAUAUAUCAAUGCCAAAGUUCCUGCAUACGGGUUUCUAGAGAGGAUGAAAGCAGAGAACAUAUUUCCAAACAAAGCAUUUAGCUUACAGUUGGCACAAGCUGAUCCAUUCUUCCGGAAGAACAGGGUAUUGGAUUUGCUUGAUCUAUAAAGGUUAGCUUUGCUGGAGUUUGCAAUAUUAACGUCUAACUUGAUGCAAAUUUUUAGUAGUUUUAUAGAGGAGGGAGAGGGAGAGAGAGAGAGAGAUGGACUCACAGUUUUCGUAAUGUGACCUAGGAAUUUUCUCAAAAAGUGGUUGAUACUUUUUGAAAAGCCUUUUGUUCAAGUGUUUUUAUUAUUCUUUUGCAUUUCAAUCCAAAUUUUAUUAAUCAA
Messenger RNA from Carya illinoinensis, 4076 nucleotides. RefSeq lists its product as uncharacterized. The transcript has 6 exons. The record is from RefSeq and is a predicted model, not a curated record. The coding region runs from base 118 to 3855 and encodes 1245 amino acids. Gene Ontology annotation, molecular function: protein binding. NCBI's taxonomy places the organism in Eukaryota, Viridiplantae, Streptophyta, Magnoliopsida, Fagales, Juglandaceae. Gene Ontology annotation, cellular component: mitochondrion.